This is a messenger RNA of Panonychus citri (citrus red mite), 2880 nucleotides long. RefSeq names its product lateral signaling target protein 2-like. Bases 155 to 2302 code for a protein of 715 amino acids. Gene Ontology annotation, cellular component: early endosome membrane. The transcript has 5 exons. Gene Ontology annotation, molecular function: metal ion binding. Lineage: Eukaryota; Metazoa; Arthropoda; Arachnida; Trombidiformes; Tetranychidae. The record is from RefSeq and is a predicted model, not a curated record.
CUCUUUAAUUUCUGUUUGAUUUAAAGUGAAUUUAUUUGGCUUAUUGAGACUGUUUAUCUUUUCUUUUCUGCUAAUUGAAUAAUUGAAUUAUAUUCUAUUCUCAUCAAUAAAUUAAUGAUCAAUUGGAUAAUUAUUUCUAUUACAUGGGGUCAAGAUGUUUUCCCUGCGGAAAUGGUUCGCUGCUAAAAUGUUUGCUCAACAAGCUGUUCUAAACAGUGAUAAUAACAAUCAACGUAAUGGUAACUUUAGACGACUAUUUGGUAACCAUUUUAAUCAGGCCAAUGGAAACAAUCAAUCUUUUCUUCCACCACAAGAUACCUUAUUACGAUUUUAUUUUGCUGAUGAAGAAUUAAAUCUGGUUGCCUCGGAAUUGGACUCUUUUGAUGGUCGUAGAGAUCCUGUUCGAUGUACCAAUCUAGUUAAUCGAUUGAGAUCAUCUCAAGAUAAAGUGAUAACCAUAUUAUUCCGUCUAAUGGAUGAAUGGAAUUGUGAAAGAGCAUCCAGAGAUUAUCGUAUGAAAUUUCCAGAUGAUUUAUUAGCUGGUAACGAGAAUGGUGAAUCAUUAAAUGGUCAAAUAUGGUUCGGUGCUGAGUGUUUGGCUGCUGGUUCCAAUAUAAUGAAUCACGAACCUGAAUCAGACGCUUUAAGGCCAAUCGCUAAAAUGUUAACAGUUAAAAUUGACCAACUUCGAUUAGAGCUUAGGCAUUGCUGUUCAGAUAUCGAUGACAAUUUUAUGAUACACAAGGAUCGCAUUGGUUUGGAUUUAAUGUUUAAAUUGCAACAAUUAGACAGGAUAUUCGCCAAUUUUGAAUAUGAAUAUGUAAAGGCCAUGAUACCGAUAAAAACCGUUAAGGAAAUUGAACAACAACAAGAUCUAAUGGUGCUGUUUAGUGAAAGUGUACAAAUUGCUCUUAAAAGAGGAUUGAUAUCUCAAGAUGAAUUCGAUGAAUGUGAACCAACUGUGAUUAUCAACAUACCCCGACUGGCCAUAAUUCAUGGUCUAUUACGUUGUGGUCAGGAGAGUCCGAUUCUUAAGAGAGACAAAAUUCAAUUAUCUCCCGUUUUUAAGCCUUUUCACUCGAGACUUUAUCGGAUUCAUUCACUUCUUCAAUCGCUGCGACCUGUUGAGAUUGAAUUACUUGAGAAACUUUUGAUUAACAAAGAUAGUGAAAUAUCUGCUAUGGAAUCACUUGCCUGGUUCAAAGGAUUGGAAUUGAUUGGUGAUCAUCAUCUAUCCCAACGGCGCUAUUCUGAUCCUGGAAUUGUUGAUCAAGCAUCAGGCUGGGUAGCGGGUGAUGAAGAUGAUGAUGAUGAUGAUUAUCAAGGUAACGGUGGUGAUAACAGUAAUUAUAUAAAUAACGUCAGUUGUAGCAGUAGUAAAAACCAUUCUGGUAAUAGGCCACCAUUGAAAAAAUGUUUUUCCUCGAUAUCAUUAAUGUAUGUUCUCACUAAACCCGAUUCGAAAGAAUGUGAAAACUAUUCUACAAAUGAACGACCUUUCUGUGACGAUAAUGAUAGCCUUGCAUCGAAUGCUACAACAACAACUAACUCAACUGUCGACUCAUUUGAGAUUGCAUUGGCUAUCGGUGCCAAACAUUCCAAAUACGUUUCUCCAGGUUCGAAAGAACUUCUUCAUAAUCUUUUUGUAUCUAUCGCCGGUAUUGCUGAUCAAUUGCAGACAAAUUAUGCCAGUGAACUACGAACUAUCCUUCAAAAUGUAUAUAAUCUUCACUGUUCCAAUUCAGAUGACAAUGAUGAGGAUUCAGGUAGCGUUGAGGAAGCUUUGGAAGCUCAAGAAGACUCAGAAGAUAUAACGUCCGCUUCAUCAUCAAACGCAACCUCACCCUCAGAGGCAGCCAGUAUAAGCUUCCCAGGAAGCUUAAUUGUUAAUAAUAAUAGUAAUCCAACCAAUGACUUUGUUAUAAAUGGUGAUGGUGGUGGAAGUGCAAGUCACUCUACUUCUAAUGUUAAUACUAAUCAACAACAACAACAAAAUCAUCAUCACCAUCACCAUCAUCAUAAUAACCAUAAUUCAUCAUCAACCUCAACCGAAUCAACAACAAAUAAUGCAAGUCAACAGUCUACACAAGUUUUGAUUCCACCCAUAUGGGUACCCGAUGAAAUGGUCUCCGAAUGUACUUCAUGUUGCUCCCAAUUUACUUUAAUACGUCGUCGGCACCAUUGUCGCAACUGUGGUGGUAUAUACUGUAAUAACUGCUGUAGUAAUUUUGUCCCAUUAGUUCACUAUGGUUUCGAUAAACCAGUUCGAGUCUGUAAUAUUUGUUUCGUCUCCUUGCAAUAAUACAUAAUAACCUUUUCCACUGUCCACCCUCUCUAUCAACUGCUGCCUUGUAUCAUACAAAACCACCACCAACAACAAAACAACAACAACUAAUCAUCAAGAAUGAUAAUCAUUAUCUGUUCUAUACGAUUAACAAGCCAAGGAUAAACCCGAUUAAGAUGGAGAACCAGAAUAAUCAGAAAAAAAAACACCAAGAAAGAAAAACGAUUCUGAUCUUAGUCCAUUCUCUCUCCACCUUGGAAACAAAAUGAAAAUCCUUGUCCUCCUCUGUCAAUCCUCCUCAUGGAUAAAAAAAAAAUAAUUAAUUUUCCAAUCACUUGUUGUAAAAUUGUUGAUUGUUGAUUAUACAUAUUGAAAAUACUGUUGUUAACAAUUGAACAGCAACAAAAUUUGAUUAAUCAACUUUCAUCCUAAAUUGUGAAACAAUCCUUAUCCUAAACAACAACAACAACAAAGUCCAGUUAAUCAAUCACUCUGAUUAUGAUGAAAACUCAAACUAACUAACCAGUUUAUCAUUGUAAUGACAAUUAUGUUUUCACCAGAUAUAUAUAUAUAUAAAAAUUAAGAUACAAUCAAAA